Molecule: messenger RNA, 1479 nt
Organism: Fusarium coffeatum
Lineage: Eukaryota; Fungi; Ascomycota; Sordariomycetes; Hypocreales; Nectriaceae
Exons: 2
Coding region: 1-1479 (492 amino acids)
Biological process (GO): regulation of transcription by RNA polymerase II
Molecular function (GO): zinc ion binding; DNA-binding transcription factor activity, RNA polymerase II-specific
Source: RefSeq, a predicted model, not a curated record
AUGCCGCCUCGUCGCUCUCACAAAAAGUCCCGUGCGGGCUGCCGUCGCUGUAAGAAUAGGAAGAUCAAGUGCGACGAAGUUCAUCCACGAUGCGGCAACUGUGCCAAGCACGGUGUCCCUUGCGAUUUCAGCAACCCCGACGUCCUCGAAGAACUUGCAAUCUCUACCAACAUCAGUACUGAGAGCGUUGGCGCACCUACUCCCUCGCCGGCGCCCACCGUCAACUUCAAUUCCGCUCCAAGAACCCCAUUAACACGCCCACGUGCCCCUUCAAGUCCAGCAAGAGCACCGAGACCAAACCCCUCUCCACCGACUUCCGUCUACUCCCAACCUUCGAUCAGCUCGUCCACUCCUACUAUAGACCAUGGCGAACGAAUGCUCGAGUUGCGUCUCAUGCAUCAUUACACCAAUGUCACUUCGAAAACGCUCCUGACUAAUUCACCAGCCGCUGAGGAUAUCUGGCAGCGCGCCGUUCCGCAGAUGGCUUUCUCUGGCAACGGCAAAACGUAUCUCGCUGAUGCCAUCUUGUCUGUGGCAGCGCUCCAUUUGCGUUCCAUGUCUCCGAACGAUAAGGCGUUGGUGCGAGCUUCUCAUGCCUAUUCGGCCUCUUCUCUUUCGGCCUUUGGUGCAUCAUUAGGUGCGGGAAUUACACCCGAAAAUGCAGAGGCUCUCUUCCUCACAGCAACGUUGAUUGCUUUCCAAGCUAGCGCAUCUCGUAUUUUUGUCAAAGACGAUGGGGAUGCCGCUCCUGGAGACUCAGCAGGCCGAUAUGUGCCUCCGCUCUCUUGGUUCCAUGCCUUCCAAGGUGUCAAGACGGUUGUCGCAAAUUCCUGGCAGUGGAUUCACCAUAGCGAUAUCGUUAAAGUGGUCAUUGACUCGCAGCCUGGUUUCCAGCUAAAUCUCAACCCGCGCUCGCCUGACUCGUUCUUCGGUCAUAUGCUUGAAGGGUUAGCCGAUGAGUUGGAUAACGAAGACCCUCGCCUAGUUGCUUCAACUACUCAAGCUUACUCACACGCUGUCAGCGUACUUAAUUGGGCGCAUAAAAACUAUCAUGCAGCAGCAGCCCUUACCUUUCCCGCCACUGUCUCCAAACGAUACGUCGAUCUUGUUGAUGCGAGACGGCCUCGGGCUCUUGCCAUCCUCGCUUGCUUCUUUGCCUUGUUGAAACGCAUGGACAACGUCUGGUGGCUGCAAGAUGUUGCUCGUCGGGAGGUUAUGGGACUCGUCAGCUUAUUCGAGUCUGGAUCGAAAUGGUGGCGUCAUCUUGAAUGGCCAAUAAGGAUUGCCUUGUUAGACGGCAGUUCUAUACCACAAGAUAUUUGGGGUACUGAAUUGGAAGAACAAGCACCAGAGCAACAGAACGUUCUUGGCUCUAUGACACAGCAUAUUGAGAUGUUUGCUGAGAUGCUGCAUCAGCAUACACAGCCACCCAUUCCUAUUGCCGACGAGGACCUCAUCGUACCCGAUUCCCCCGACUGA